AUGGAGACCAGCUAUAACUCACUGAAGAAUACCAAGUUGCUAUCUCCUGCCUUCGACAAACGCCUUGCUGUCAGCGCAGCUUUGCGCUCCGGUACUGCACAAACGCAUCACAAAGCACAGCCUGCCGUGACGCGGAGCCCGCAGCAUCCCGGCAACACGGGAAGGAACGCACAACACACACCACCCGCACACAGAAUUACAUGUUGCUUUUCUGUAAAAGCAGAGGUCACAGGCAGGAAGAAACACUGCGGGCCGCAAACCGCCUCACCGAAGCUACCAAACACGGGGCCAACCCCGACCCCAGUCUCUGUGAGGCAUGCGGGAACCGAUCACGCACUCCUCUCCCACCCCCCGCCGCCGACGGACAGCGCGGCCCGGCCGGGCCAGGCCCCUGCCCCGGGGGGCCUCGGGGCGGGCAGGGCCCCGCUUGCGCCACCAGCGGCCGCUUCUUCCGCCUCUCACAGCCGCCGCCGUCAGCCUGCUCUGAGCGCCCUGCAGCAACCAGCAGGCAUCUUCGCACGGCCGCGGUGGCCGGCGCUGGCUGACAAGACAGUCCACCCGCCCCGGCCCAGGCACCGCGGCUCCCGGCCCGUGGCGGGGAGCCCCUUCGUGCUUGUGCCCUCCGAGCCUCCUGCCUCCCACCCGGCCCCGCGCCGCCAGCCGAUCCGCCGGAACGCGAGGCCGGAGGCGGUGAAACCCGCCGCGCCCUUACCCGCUCCUCGCCCCGCCAGAACCAGCGCGCCCGAACCCCAGCUCCGCUCUUAUCCCGCUGACAGCGUCCCGGCAGCCCAUGGCGGGACAGCCCCGCCCGCCCUCGUCUCCCGGGCAACGCAGCCCCCGUGGCCCCGCCCCUGGCCCCGCCCCUCCCCGCGCCCCACCUGA
Molecule: messenger RNA, 882 nt
Organism: Pezoporus flaviventris
Lineage: Eukaryota; Metazoa; Chordata; Aves; Psittaciformes; Psittacidae
Exons: 2
Coding region: 1-882 (293 amino acids)
Source: RefSeq, a predicted model, not a curated record